AGCGCGCAUGCUCGCGGCUCGGCGCUGAAAUUCAAAUUUGAACGGCUGCAGAGGCCGAGUCCGACACUGGAAGCCGAGAGGAGAGGACAGCUGGUUGUGGGAGAGUUCCCCCGCCUCAGACUCCUGGUUUUUUCCAGGAGACACACUGAGCUGAGACUCACUUUUCUCUUCCUGAAUUUGAACCACCGUUUCCAUCGUCUCGUAGUCCGACGCCUGGGGCGAUGGAUCCGUUUACGGAGAAACUGCUGGAGCGAACCCGUGCCAGGCGAGAGAAUCUUCAAAGAAAAAUGGCUGAGAGGCCCACAGCAGCUCCAAGGUCUAUGACUCAUGCUAAGCGAGCUAGACAGCCACUUUCAGAAGCAAGUAACCAGCAGCCCCUCUCUGGUGGUGAAGAGAAAUCUUGUACAAAACCAUCGCCAUCAAAAAAACGCUGUUCUGACAACACUGAAGUAGAAGUUUCUAACUUGGAAAAUAAACAACCAGUUGAGUCGACAUCUGCAAAAUCUUGUUCUCCAAGUCCUGUGUCUCCUCAGGUGCAGCCACAAGCAGCAGAUACCAUCAGUGAUUCUGUUGCUGUCCCGGCAUCACUGCUGGGCAUGAGGAGAGGGCUGAACUCAAGAUUGGAAGCAACUACAGCCUCCUCAGUUAAAACACGUAUGCAAAAACUUGCAGAGCAACGGCGCCGUUGGGAUAAUGAUGAUAUGACAGAUGAUAUUCCUGAAAGCUCACUCUUCUCACCAAUGCCAUCAGAGGAAAAGGCUGCUUCCCCUCCCAAACCUCUGCUUUCAAAUGCCUCGGCAACUCCAGUUGGGAGAAGGGGCCGUCUGGCCAAUCUUGCUGCAACUAUUUGCUCCUGGGAAGAUGAUGUAAAUCACUCAUUUGCAAAACAAAACAGUGUACAAGAACAGCCUGGUACCGCUUGUUUAUCCAAAUUUUCCUCUGCAAGUGGAGCAUCUGCUAGGAUCAAUAGCAGCAGUGUUAAGCAGGAAGCUACAUUCUGUUCCCAAAGGGAUGGCGAUGCCUCUUUGAAUAAAGCCCUAUCCUCAAGUGCUGAUGAUGCGUCUUUGGUUAAUGCCUCAAUUUCCAGCUCUGUGAAAGCUACUUCUUCUCCAGUGAAAUCUACUACAUCUAUCACUGAUGCUAAAAGUUGUGAGGGACAAAAUCCUGAGCUACUUCCAAAAACUCCUAUUAGUCCUCUGAAAACGGGGGUAUCGAAACCAAUUGUGAAGUCAACUUUAUCCCAGACAGUUCCGUCCAAGGGAGAAUUAAGUAGAGAAAUUUGUCUGCAAUCUCAAUCUAAAGACAAAUCUACGACACCAGGAGGAACAGGAAUUAAGCCUUUCCUGGAACGCUUUGGAGAGCGUUGUCAAGAACAUAGCAAAGAAAGUCCAGCUCGUAGCACACCCCACAGAACCCCCAUUAUUACUCCAAAUACAAAGGCCAUCCAAGAAAGAUUAUUCAAGCAAGACACAUCUUCAUCUACUACCCAUUUAGCACAACAGCUCAAGCAGGAACGUCAAAAAGAACUAGCAUGUCUUCGUGGCCGAUUUGACAAGGGCAAUAUAUGGAGUGCAGAAAAAGGCGGAAACUCAAAAAGCAAACAACUAGAAACCAAACAGGAAACUCACUGUCAGAGCACUCCCCUCAAAAAACACCAAGGUGUUUCAAAAACUCAGUCACUUCCAGUAACAGAAAAGGUGACCAAAAACCAGAUACCAGCCAAAAAUUCUAGUACAGAACCUAAAGGUUUCACUGAAUGCGAAAUGACGAAAUCUAGCCCUUUGAAAAUAACAUUGUUUUUAGAAGAGGACAAAUCCUUACAAGUAACAUCAGACCCAAAGGUUGAGCAGAAAAUUGAAGUGAUACGUGAAAUUGAGAUGAGUGUGGAUGAUGAUGAUAUCAAUAGUUCGAAAGUAAUUAAUGACCUCUUCAGUGAUGUCCUAGAGGAAGGUGAACUAGAUAUGGAGAAGAGCCAAGAGGAGAUGGAUCAAGCAUUAGCAGAAAGCAGCGAAGAACAGGAAGAUGCACUGAAUAUCUCCUCAAUGUCUUUACUUGCACCAUUGGCACAAACAGUUGGUGUGGUAAGUCCAGAGAGUUUAGUGUCCACACCUAGACUGGAACUGAAAGACACCAGCAGAAGUGAUGAAAGUCCAAAACCAGGAAAAUUCCAAAGAACUCGUGUCCCUCGAGCUGAAUCUGGUGAUAGCCUCGGUUCUGAAGAUCGUGAUCUUCUUUACAGCAUUGAUGCAUAUAGAUCUCAAAGAUUCAAAGAAACAGAACGUCCAUCAAUAAAGCAGGUGAUUGUUCGGAAGGAAGAUGUUACUUCAAAACUGGAUGAAAAAAAUAAUGCCUUUCCUUGUCAAGUUAAUAUCAAACAGAAAAUGCAGGAACUCAAUAACGAAAUAAAUAUGCAACAGACAGUGAUCUAUCAGGCUAGCCAGGCUCUUAACUGCUGUGUUGAUGAAGAGCAUGGAAAAGGGUCCCUAGAAGAAGCUGAAGCAGAAAGACUUCUUCUAAUUGCAACUGAGAAGAGAACACUUUUGAUUGAUGAAUUGAAUAAAUUGAAGAACGAAGGACCCCAGAGGAAGAAUAAGGCUAGUCCCCAAAGUGAAUUUAUGCCAUCCAAAGGAUCAGUUACUUUGUCAGAAAUCCGCUUGCCUCUAAAAGCAGAUUUUGUCUGCAGUACGGUUCAGAAACCAGAUGCAGCAAAUUACUAUUACUUAAUUAUACUAAAAGCAGGAGCUGAAAAUAUGGUAGCCACACCAUUAGCAAGUACUUCAAACUCUCUUAACGGUGAUGCUCUGACAUUCACUACUACAUUUACUCUGCAAGAUGUAUCCAAUGACUUUGAAAUAAAUAUUGAAGUUUACAGCUUGGUGCAAAAGAAAGAUCCCUCAGGCCUUGAUAAGAAGAAAAAAACAUCCAAGUCCAAGGCUAUUACUCCAAAGCGACUCCUCACAUCUAUAACCACAAAAAGCAACAUUCAUUCUUCAGUCAUGGCCAGUCCAGGAGGUCUCAGUGCUGUGCGAACCAGCAACUUCGCCCUUGUCGGAUCUUACACAUUAUCAUUGUCUUCAGUAGGAAAUACUAAGUUUGUUCUGGACAAGGUCCCCUUUUUAUCUUCUUUGGAAGGUCAUAUUUAUUUAAAAAUAAAAUGUCAAGUGAAUUCCAGUGUUGAAGAAAGAGGUUUUCUAACCAUAUUUGAAGAUGUUAGUGGUUUUGGUGCCUGGCAUCGAAGAUGGUGUGUUCUUUCUGGAAACUGUAUAUCUUAUUGGACUUAUCCAGAUGAUGAGAAACGAAAGAAUCCCAUAGGAAGGAUAAAUCUGGCUAAUUGUACCAGUCGUCAGAUAGAACCAGCCAACAGAGAAUUUUGUGCAAGACGCAACACUUUUGAAUUAAUUACUGUCCGACCACAAAGAGAAGAUGACCGAGAGACUCUAGUCAGCCAAUGCAGGGACACACUCUGUGUUACCAAGAACUGGCUGUCUGCAGAUACUAAAGAAGAGCGGGAUCUCUGGAUGCAAAAGCUCAAUCAAGUUCUUGUUGAUAUUCGCCUCUGGCAACCUGAUGCUUGCUACAAACCUAUUGGAAAGCCUUAAACCGGGAAAUUUCCAUGCCAUCUAGAGGUUUUUGAUGUCAUCUUAAGAAACACACUUAAGAGCAUCAGAUUUACUGAUUGCAUUUUAUGCUUUAAGUACGAAAGGGUUUGUGCCAAUAUUCACUACGUAUUAUGCAGUAUUUAUAUCUUUUGUAUGUAAAACUUUAACUGAUUUCUGUCAUUCAUCAAUGAGUAGAAGUAAAUACGUUAUAGUUGAUUUUGCUAAAUCUUAAUUUAAAAGCCUCAUUUUCCUAGAAAUCUAAUUAUUCAGUUAUUCAUGACAAUAUUUUUUUAAAAGUAAGAAAUUCUGAGUUGUCUUCUUGGAACUGUAGGUCUUGAAGCAGCAACGUCUUUCAGGGGUUGGAGACAGAAACCCAUUCUCCAAUCUCAGUAGUUUUUUCGAAAGGCUGUGAUCAUUUAUUGAUCGUGAUAUGACUUGUUACUAGGGUACUGAAAAAAAUGUCUAAGGCCUUUACAGAAACAUUUUUAGUAAUGAAGAUGAGAACUUUUUCAAAUAGCAAAUAUAUAUUGGCUUAAAGCAUGAGGCUGCCUUCAGAAAAGAGAUGUGGACAUAGGAGGCAAUGUGUGAGACUUGGGGGUUCAAUAUUUUAUAUAGAAGAGUUAAUAAGCACAUGGUUUACAUUUACUCAGCUACUAUAUAUGCAGUGUGGUGCACAUUUUCACAGAAUUCUGGCUUCAUUAAGAUUAUUUUUGCUGCAUAGCUUACAGACUUAGCAUAUUAGUUUUUUCUACUCCUACACCAAGUGUAAAUUGAAGAAUCUUUAUAUUAAAAAAGUAAACUGUUAUGAAGCUGCUAUGUACUAAUAAUACUUUGCUUGCCAAAGUGUUUGCGUUUUGUUGUUGUUUGUUUGUUUGUUUGUUUUUGGUUCAUGAACAACAGUGUCUAGAAACCCAUUUUGAAAGUGGAAAAUUAUUAAGUCACCUAUCACCUUUAAAUGCCUUUUUUUAAAAUUAUAAAAUAUUGUAAAGCAGGGUCUCAACUUUUAAAUACACUUUGAACUUCUUCUCUGAAUUAUUAAAGUUCUUUAUGACCUCAUUUAUAAACACUAAAUUCUGUCACCUCCUGUCAUUUUAUUUUUUAUUCAUUCAAAUGUAUUUUUUCUUGUGCAUAUUAUAAAAAUAUAUUUUAUGAGCUCUUACUCAAAUAAAUACCUGUAAAUGUCUAAAGGAA
Molecule: messenger RNA, 4790 nt
Organism: Pan troglodytes (chimpanzee)
Lineage: Eukaryota; Metazoa; Chordata; Mammalia; Primates; Hominidae
Gene: ANLN
Product: anillin, actin binding protein
Exons: 24
Coding region: 222-3599 (1125 amino acids)
Biological process (GO): septin ring organization; mitotic cytokinesis; actomyosin contractile ring assembly
Cellular component (GO): actomyosin contractile ring
Source: RefSeq, a predicted model, not a curated record